GUUCCCCCCUAUACGUGUUUUUGGGGGGGUCUCCCAUGGUGCCCCCUCCCCAAAAAGCUUCGAGGGCACCCUGAAGUGGCUCCUGUUCCACUGGCCAGUGCCCCCUGAUCCAGGACGGCCCCAGAUUUCCCGUUGCCAACCCCUGGGAGGCUGUGAGGAAGAGGAAGAUGCCCCGGGACACUGAGGAGCUGAGCAUGGAGAGCAGGGAGGACAAAUCCCUGGGGCAGAACCUGGUGGAAGAGGCCAUUUUGAGUGGCUCCGUGGCACAGGAACCCAACGGAGAGGAAGAGUCCUGGAGGUCCCACACGAGGAGGGGCUGCAAACGCAGAUCCCAGGGAUCUGAGGGGGAAAGAGCCAGCCUGGGCCGGGAAGGCGGCCGGAGAUGGAACCAGAGCUCGGAGCUGGUGCUGCAUGAGCAGCUCCAUGGUGGGGAGAAGCCCCACACGUGUGGGGAGUGUGGGAAGAGCUUCAGGUGGAAGUCCAGCCUGAACACGCACCAGAGGGCCCACACUGGGGAACGGCCCUUUGAGUGUGAUCAGUGCAGGAAGAGGUUUCAGACCAGCUCUGGUCUCCUCCUGCACCAGCGUACACACACAGAGGAGAGGCCCUUCUGCUGCCCCAACUGUGGGCAGGGCUUCAGGCACAGCUCCCAUCUUGUCAUGCACCGACAAAUCCACACUGGGGAAAGGCCCCACGAGUGUGAGGAAUGUGGGAAGAGCUUCAGCCAGAGCUCCACCCUGAUCAGGCACCAGAGGAUCCACACUGGGGAACGGCCCUACAAGUGUGAUGAGUGUGGGAAAAGCUUCAGCCGAAUCCACACUGGGGAGAGGCCCUACGAGUGUGAUAAAUGCAGGAAGAGGUUUAAGACCAGCUCCUAUCUCCUCCAGCACUAUCAGAUUCACAGAGAGGAGAGGCCCUUCCACUGCCCCGACUGCGGGAAGGGAUUCAAGUACAACUCCCACCUCAUCACCCACCAGCGCAUCCACACCGGGGAGAGGCCCUAUGAGUGUGAGGAGUGUGGGAAGAGCUUCUCACAGCGCUCUCACUUGACCAAACAUCAACGGAGCCACCAGUAA
Messenger RNA from Serinus canaria (Common canary), 1076 nucleotides. RefSeq names its product zinc finger protein 239-like. The record is from RefSeq and is a predicted model, not a curated record. Gene Ontology annotation, molecular function: DNA-binding transcription factor activity, RNA polymerase II-specific; RNA polymerase II cis-regulatory region sequence-specific DNA binding. Gene Ontology annotation, biological process: regulation of DNA-templated transcription. NCBI's taxonomy places the organism in Eukaryota, Metazoa, Chordata, Aves, Passeriformes, Fringillidae. The transcript is spliced from 4 exons. Bases 168 to 1076 code for a protein of 302 amino acids.